Impatiens glandulifera is the source of this 1075-nucleotide messenger RNA. Its product is annotated as caffeoylshikimate esterase-like. Gene Ontology annotation, molecular function: lipase activity. The transcript is spliced from 2 exons. NCBI's taxonomy places the organism in Eukaryota, Viridiplantae, Streptophyta, Magnoliopsida, Ericales, Balsaminaceae. The record is from RefSeq and is a predicted model, not a curated record. Bases 42 to 1034 code for a protein of 330 amino acids. Gene Ontology annotation, cellular component: membrane.
CAUGAUUGAUAUUUUUUUGAGUUCAAAAUUGAAGCUAGAAAAUGGUUCUAAAGAUAACUCACCCCGGUCACGACGCCAACGAAACAAGCCCUUUCGGUUCAUUCACCGCGGACGAGUUCUACGACCGUCACGCGGUGAGUCAUGGAUCCGAGUUCAUCGUCAACGCUCGUGGAAUGAGGCUUUUCACCCAAUGGUGGAUCCCGUUACCACCAACUAAAGUCAUUGGAUGCAUCGCCAUGAUCCAUGGCUACACCGGCGAAACCAAUUGGGGUUUCCAACUAACCGCUAUCUUAUUUGCCAAACAUGGUUUCGCCGUUUGUGGAAUCGACCAUCAAGGCCAUGGAUACUCCGACGGGCUCCCAACACACAUCCCCGACGUUAAUCCCGUGGUAGAUGAUUGUGUCUACUUCUUCGACAUGUUUCGCCGUCGCCACGUGCCAACUCAUCUCCCCUCGUUCCUCUAUGGUGAAUCACUCGGUGGCGCUAUCGCGUUACUCAUCUCGCUUCGCCAACGCAAAGGCUUGAUCGAACGUCCAUACAAUGGCAUGGUCCUCAAUGGCGCCAUGUGUGGAAUCAUGGACAAGCCAACAGGGGCGCGUAAGCACCUGAUCGCGGCGGCGGCGUGGUUGAUUCCUACAUGGAGGAUAGUCCCAGUACGAGGGUCGAUUGUAGAUUUGUCGGUAAAAGUGGAAUGGAAGAGAAAGUUGGCUUUGGCGAAUCCGAAACAGAGUGUGAAAAGGCCACGAGCGGGGACAGCGGCGGAGCUAUUGAGGAUUUGCGAGGAGUUGCAAUCGAAGUUUGAGGAGAUUGACGUGCCGUUUUUCAUUGUACACGGCGGUCGGGACAUAGUUUGCGACCCGAAAAAGGCUGAGGAGUUUUAUGAGCGGGCGUCGAGUGUGGAUAAAACGAUUAGGGUUUAUCCUGAAAUGUUGCAUCAAAUACUUGGAGAGCCGGAAGAAAGUGUGAGCAUGGUGUUUGGAGAGAUUAUUGAAUGGCUGCUCACUAGAUCAGCCGACAAGGUAGCUGCCGUAUGAAUGUUUUUAAUUGCUAGGAUUUUUAUCUUAUGUUUCUUUGU